Messenger RNA from Cherax quadricarinatus, 9309 nucleotides. RefSeq names its product myosin heavy chain, muscle. Gene Ontology annotation, biological process: sarcomere organization; muscle contraction. Gene Ontology annotation, cellular component: myosin II complex; myosin filament; cytoplasm. NCBI's taxonomy places the organism in Eukaryota, Metazoa, Arthropoda, Malacostraca, Decapoda, Parastacidae. The record is from RefSeq and is a predicted model, not a curated record. Gene Ontology annotation, molecular function: microfilament motor activity; actin filament binding; ATP binding.
UUGUGUCACUUGCUUGCCAGUCCCCCCAGUCCCUCCCAACUUCCACAUUGGUGUUGGAGCUAACUGACCUGGUACGUUGCUUGCCGCUCACCUUCAGACGCGCUCCGGUGGGUGCUUCACACGGUGGUGUUCUGGUGGUAGUGCAGUGAAGCGUGUCGAAUACUAGAAAGAACUUUGCCAUCGAAGUUUAAGAACUACUUCGACAACUUUAGGCACCCACCACCAACAUGCCCGGCCACGUGAAAAAGAGCACGGGUCCCGACCCAGAUCCCACCGAGUUUUUGUUCAUCUCCAGGGAGAUGAGGAUAAAGGAUCAAUCGAAGCCUUAUGAUGCUAAGAAAUCCUGUUGGGUUCCUGAUCCGAAGGAGGGCUUUCUUGAAGGCUUGAUUCAGGGCACCAAGGGCGAUCUUAUUACAGUUCUAGCCAACGGUGAAACCAAGAACUGGAAGAAGGAUCAGGUGGGUCAAGUCAACCCUCCCAAGUAUGAAAAAUGCGAGGACAUGGCCAACUUGACCUACCUUAACGACGCCUCCGUCCUCUACAACCUGAAGACUCGUUAUGUCGCUAAGCUCAUCUACACCUACUCUGGUCUCUUCUGUAUUGCUGUCAACCCCUACAAGCGCUACCCCAUCUACACCAACCGUGUGGUCAAGAUCUACCAGGGCAAGAGGCGUAAUGAGGUGCCUCCCCAUCUCUUUGCCAUUUCUGACGGUGCUUACAUGAACAUGAUGGAAAUUGGUGAUAACCAGUCUAUGCUUAUCACCGGUGAGUCUGGUGCUGGUAAGACUGAGAACACUAAGAAGGUACUCUCCUACUUCGCCAACGUCGGCGCAACGGAAAAGAAACCCGGCGAAGCAGAAAAGCAGAACCUGGAGGACCAGAUCAUCCAGACCAACCCUGUACUGGAGGCCUUCGGUAACGCCAAGACCACCCGUAACGACAACUCCUCCCGCUUCGGUAAGUUCAUCCGUAUCCACUUCCAAAACAACGGCAAGCUGUCUGGUGCUGAUAUUGAGGUCUACCUGCUAGAGAAGGCUCGUGUUAUCUCCCAACAACCCGCCGAGCGUUCCUACCACAUCUUCUACGAGAUGAUGUCCGACCAGAUCGCAGCAAUCAAACCUUUGUGUUGCCUUUCCAACGACAUCUAUGACUACCACUUCGUAUCCCAGGGCAAGGUCACCGUCCCCUCCAUUGACGACGGCGAGGACAUGCAGUUCUGUCAUGACGCCUUCGACAUCCUGGGUUUCACUCCCACAGAGGUUGAGAAUGUGUACAAGGUCACAGCCACUGUCAUGCACAUGGGUGAAAUGAAGUUCAAACAAAGGGGUCGCGAGGAGCAGGCCGAAGCUGACGGCACUGAGAUUGGUGACACUGUUGCUAAACUGCUUGGCGUUGAGGGUGAGGAUCUGUACAGGAAUAUUACCAAGCCCAAGAUCAAGGUCGGCGCUGAGUUCGUGUCCAAGGGUAUGAACGUGGAUCAGUGUUACUACUCCGUCGGUGCCCUGGCCAAGGGUCUCUUCGACCGUGUCUUCAAGUUCCUGGUUCAGAAAUGUAACGUUACGCUUGAGACUGGCAUGAAGCGUGCCAUGUUCAUCGGUGUGCUCGACAUUGCUGGCUUCGAGAUCUUUGACUACAACGGCUUCGAGCAGAUCUGCAUCAACUUCUGUAACGAGAAGCUGCAGCAGUUCUUCAACCAUCACAUGUUUGUGCUGGAGCAGGAAGAGUACAAGAAGGAAGGCAUCAACUGGGCUUUCGUGGACUUCGGUAUGGAUCUGGCGGCUUGCAUUGAGCUCUUCGAAAAGAAAAUGGGCAUUCUUUCCAUCCUAGAGGAAGAGUCCAUGUUCCCAAAGGCUACUGACAAAACGUUCCAGGAUAAAUUGAACGCCAACCAUCUUGGCAAGUCCCCCGUGUUCAUUAAGCCUAAGCCACCAAAGGCUAAUCAAAUUGAGGGCCACUUCGCCAUCGUUCACUACGCUGGUACUGUCACUUACAAUUUGUCUGGCUGGCUGGAGAAGAACAAGGAUCCCCUCAACGACACUGUCGUCGACCAGCUCAAGAAGUCCUCUAACGAACUUGUCGUCACUAUCUUCCUUGACCAUCCCGGACAAUCUGGUGGUGGUGACGCUAAAGGUGGUCGUGGUGCAAAAUCUGGAUCCUUCAAGACUGUCUCCUCUGGAUACAGGGAGCAGUUGAACAACCUGAUGAAGACCCUCAACUCCACUCAUCCUCACUUCAUCCGUUGCAUCGUCCCCAACGAGACGAAGUCCCCAGGUGUGACUGACGCCGGUCUGAUCAUGCAUCAGCUGACCUGUAACGGUGUACUUGAGGGCAUCAGGAUCUGUCGUAAAGGCUUCCCUAACAGGAUGAUCUACAAAGACUUCAAGCACCGAUACCUGAUACUGGCCUCAAAAGAGAUGAGUGGAAUCGCUGAUAACAAGAAAUGUGCCAAGGUGUGCUUCGAUAAGGCCGGCCUUGAUGAGGAGCUCUACCGUUGUGGUAACACUAAGGUGUUCUUCCGUGCUGGUGUCUUGGGUACCCUGGAGGAGAUCCGUGAAGAACGUGUUGCAAAGAUGACCUCCUGGAUUCAGGCUUGGAUUCGAGGCUUCAAGAGCCGUAAGUACUACAAGAAACUUCAAGACCAGCGAGUUGCCCUUAUCGUUGUGCAGCGCAACGUGAGGAAGUACUUGAAAAUGCGCACUUGGGGUUGGUACUUCCUCUGGCAAAAAAUUAAGCCCAUGCUCAAUGUUACUCGCAUUGAGGACGAGCUUAACGCACUCGAAAGCCAGGCUGUAAAGGCUGAGGCAGAGUACGAAAAGGAGGUUAAACUUCGCAAAGAACUUGAGGUUACCAAUGCUGCUCUUCAGGAGGAGAGGAACACCCUCUUGGUCGCUCUUGAAUCCACAAAAGGCGGCAUGUCAGAGUUCAGGGAAAAACAAGCGAAGUUGCAGGGUCAGAAGGCUGAACUCGAGGCUCAACUUGCUGAAACCACCGAACGUCUUCACAAAGAAGAGGAAGCCCGUAAUUCAUUGUCUCAAGGCAAGAGGAAAUCCGAACAAGAAAUAGGCAACCUUAAGAAAGACUUCGAAGAACUUGAAGCAAAGAUCCAAAGCCUGGAGGGAGAUAAGACUACUAAAGAUCAGCAGGCUCAUACUCUUAAUGAGGAGAUUGCUCAGCAAGAAGAACUCCUCAAUAAGAUUAAUAAGGAGAAGAAACACCUGCAAGAAUCCAAUCAAAAGUCUGCUGAAGAUCUUCAGAGCAUAGAGGACAAGUGCAAUCACUUUAAUAAGGUGAAAUCAAAGCUCGAGCAGACUCUUGACGAGCUGGAAGACUCCCUUGAACGCGAGAAAAAGCUGCGUAGUGAGGUUGAGAAGGCUAAGAGGAAAGUUGAAGGUGACUUGAAACUGACUCAGGAAGCUAUUGCUGAUCUGGAGCGCAAUCACAGAGAGCUGGAGAGCACGCUACAACGUAAAGAUAAGGAAAUUGCUUCUCUUGCCAACAAAGCUGACGAAGAAGCGGGUGCCGCGCAUAAGAUCCAAAGGCAGAUAAAGGAACUUCAGGGCCGCAUUGAAGAACUAGAGCAAGAGGUUGAGCACGAGAGACAGUCCCGUGGCAAGGCUGAGAAAGGUAAGGCUCUUCUCGCUCGCGAGUUGGGAGAACUUGGUGAUCGCCUCGACGAGGCUGGUGGGGCCACCGCCGCUCAGAUAGAACUCAACAAGAAGCGUGAGAGUGAGCUGGUCAAGCUCCGCCGCGACCUCGAGGAGGUGAACGUCCAGCACGAGUCUGCUCUCAAUCUUCUCCGCAAGAAGCAUAAUGAUGCGGUGAAUGAGCUUUCUGAACAAAUUGACUAUCUCAACAAGAUGAAGGCCAGGACUGAGAAGGACAAGGAAUCCAUUAAACGUGACGCUGACGAUGCUAAAGCUGCAAUGGACAGCCUUUCCCGGGAUAAGGCUGCUGCUGAGAAAACAAACAAGCAACUUCAGCAACAGCUCAGCGAAGUCAACAGCCGAUUUGAUGAAGCUAAUCGUACCCUCAAUGAUUUCGAUGCUACCAAGAAGAAGCUGGCAGUUGAAAAUGCUGAUCUUCUGCGCCAAGUAGAGGAGGCCGAAAGCCAAAUUAAUGAACUUUCGAAGUUGAAGUUAUCGCUUACAAACCAACUCGAAGACGCUAAGAAGUUCGCAGAUGAGGAGGGCAGAGAACGUGCAACUAUUCUUGGAAAGUAUCGUAACUUGGAACACGAUAUUGAUACUCUUCGUGAGCAGCUGGAAGAAGAGGCUGAAGGAAAAGCAGAUAUCCAGAGGCAGUUGUCCAGAGCCAAUGCUGAAGCUCAAAUGUGGCGUGCUAAAUAUGAAUCUGAGGGCAUUGCCCGCGCCGAGGAAAUCGAAGUUUCUCGCCAGAAACUUGCUGCCCGCCUUGAAGAAGCAGAGAUGCAGAUUGAGCAGCUCAACGUCAAGAACUUGAGCCUCGAGAAGAGUAAGGUGCGUGUUAGUUCUGAACUUGAAGAACUUCAAGUUGCCGUUGAGCGAGCUCAAGCUCUAGCCAUAGCUGCCGAGAAGAAGCAAAAGAACUUUGACAAAAUCAUUUCUGAAUGGAAACUGAAGGUUGACGAUCUAGCUGCCGAGCUGGAUUCUUCACAGAAGGAGUGCCGCAACUAUUCUUCCGAGCUCUUCCGUGUGAAGUCUGCUCACGAGGAGAAUAUAGAAACUCUUGAUUCCGUCCGCCGUGAGAACAAAAACCUCUCAGAUGAGAUCAAGGAUUUGUUGGAUCAACUUGGCGAGGGCGGCCGCACCUACCACGAGCUGGAGAAAAAUAAUAAGCGUCUUGAGGUUGAAAAGGAAGAGCUUCAGGGUGCUCUUGAAGAAGCUGAAGCCGCCCUCGAACAGGAAGAAAAUAAAGUACUCCGUAGUCAGCUAGAACUCAGCCAGGUCAGGCAGGAAGUUGACAGACGUAUCCAGGAGAAAGAGGAGGAAUUCGAUAACACUCGAAAAUGCCACCAGCGUGCUCUUGAAUCUAUACAAGCUUCUCUUGAGGCUGAAGCCAAGGGCAAGGCUGAAGCUCUUCGUCAGAAGAAGAAGCUGGAGUCUGAGAUUAACGAACUAGAAAUAGCUCUUGACCAUUCAAAUAAGGCCAACUCUGACUUACAAAAGCACAUCAAGAAGCUUCAGACUGACGUUAAGGACUUAGAGCUGCGUGCUGAAGAAGAACAGCGUAUUGCAUCUGAAUACCGUGAACAGUAUGGCAUUGCUGAACGCCGAGCAAAUGCCAUUAAUGCUGAGCUGGAAGAGUCUCGCUCUCUGCUUGAGCAGUCUGAUCGAGGUCGUCGCCAGGCUGAAGCGGAACUUCGCGAAGUCCUCGAACAAGUCAACAGCUUCUCAUCUCAAAAUAAUACUCUAUCUUUGUCUAAGAGGAAGCUGGAAGGUGAAAUGACAACCCUUCAGGCUGACCUGGAUGAAAUGCUCAACGAAUCGAGGAACUCCGAGGACAAAGCCAAGAAGGCCAUGGUUGAUGCCGCCCGCCUGGCUGACGAACUCCGCGCUGAGCAGGAACACGCCCAGACCCAGGAGAAGUUGCGGAAGGCCCUCGAAGUUUCUGUUAAGGAGCUUCAAGUCCGCCUUGAAGAAAGCGAAAGCAGCGCCGCCAAGACCGGCAAGAAGGCUGUGGGCAAGCUGGAAGUCCGCAUUCGUGAGCUGGAAGGAAGUUUGGACGAUGAGUCUCGCCGUCACGCUGAUGCUCAGAAGAACCUGAGGAAGUGUGAGAGACGCAUCAAGGAGCUAACCUUCCAGGCUGAUGAGGACAAGAAGAACCACGACAAGAUGCAGGACCUUGUUGACAAGCUGCAGCAGAAAAUCAAGACCUACAAGCGCCAGAUCGAGGAGGCUGAGGAGAUCGCGGCUCUCAACUUGGCCAAGUUCCGCAAGGCCCAGCAGGAGUUGGAGGAAGCUGAAGGUCAUACCAAAACAUUUGAGUUUAUUGGCGCUAAGUAAUAUACAUUCAUAUUGAAUGCCAUAUGCUUAUGCAGAUAUAAUGUAUGGUAAAUGGUAAUCAACUUCUCCUUGAAACAAGAAAAUUUUAGUGCCUUGAAGAGCAGUAAAAAACUUUUUUUUUUAAACUGAAAUACUUUUGUAAUGUGAAAUGUCAUUAAUUAUAAUAUAAUUUUCCCUCCUCCAGUACAUAUUAUAUGGAAAUGACACUUAAAACACAAUGGUAAAUAAAACAUAAAGAAAUAUGUACAGAUUUUCUUUAAAUCGAACCUUGGUUGGGAACUUACAUAAGUUCGAUAUUAUUUAUUCUAGAAAAUAGGAAAGAUAUCCAAGAUUAUUUUAGGCAAUACUAGGCUAUGUUAAAAAUGGUAUAAAAUACUGAUAAGUAGAUGAAUAAGAUACAAGUGCAAGAGUUAGGUACCUUUAUUGUUCAAAUUUUUCUUCUAGGUAGUAGACUUUUUCAGUCAAAUACAGAGGAGAGUGAACUAGAGAUAGCAAGAGUAAUGACGAGGUAAAGAUGACAUAAGCAGUCCAUCACCCUUAAAGAAAUGGUACUUGAGUCAGUCCCUCAGCCUGGAGAAGUUCACCUCCAUGAUCUGUAACGAUAUCGUUCCAGAUCAUAGUUAAUGGACUGAUUACAUCAUCUUCAUUUCAGUACUACACUUGCUGCCUCUCAAUUUGACUGAAGAAGCCUACUGUGUAUACGAAACGUUUCAACAAUAAAAAUAUCCAGUUGUUGCAAGUCUUAUUCAUCAAUACCAGACUAAUGUUUCUGACAUCUUUUGUUUACGAAAGCAGCUAUUGGCUAUUUAUCUGCCAUCUAGUUUCAAGCUCCUGACUGAAGGUUUUUACUGGGCAAAACAAAAGACAUGGAACAGAAACUAAAUUUGCAUGCUAAUUUAUUCAGUCUCCCGUCUGACGAAGUGCUUCGAUGCAAGUCCUACUCUCUGGACUUUUCGUCCAGAGAGUAGGACUUAUGCUCCCCUUCCUUGGAUUGGACAUGAAUGCUUCCCAUUCCCAGGAGCUAUGUGACCUGUACGAAUAAAGAACUUCCCUGAAUUAAAAUAGAAUGAAAUUUCACUGUUUCUUAUAAAAAAAAAAGCCGCAGACAGGUCAGAUGUAAUUAAAAAUAUACUUUAAACGUUCCAUAAUGUAACUUAUUGGUAGAAAUAAAUAAUAUAAAAAUUACCUUCCAUCCUCUCCCUUUCCCAGGAUAUAAGUAUAUAUAUAUUUUGUCAGUUAUACAUUUUUCACCGAAACUAACCUAGCACUGUAAUGUUGUCAGUUAUACAUUUUUCUCCAAAACUAACCUAGCACUGUAAUGUUGUCAGUUAUACAUUUUUCACCGAAACUAACCUAGCACUGUAAUGUUGUCAGUUAUACAUUUUUCUCCAAAACUAACCUAGCACUGUAAUGUUGUCAGUUAUACAUUUUUCACCGAAACUAACCUAGCACUGUAAUGUUGUCAGUUAUACAUUUUUCUCCAAAACUAACCUAGCACUGUAAUGUUGUCAGUUAUACAUUUUUCACCGAAACUAACCUAGCACUGUAAUGUUGUCAGUUAUACAUUUUUCACCGAAACUAACCUAGCACUGUAAUGUUGUCAGUUAUAUGUUCGUUGUCAGUUAUACAUUUUUCUCCAAAGCUAACCUAGCACUGUAAUCUUGCUUAAAUUAACAUGCUAGAUUAUGGAUUACAGCUCUUAAACUAUCUAUCACACUGAGUAUAGCAGUGAUAUACAAUACCGACAAGCAGUUAACUAAGGUAUGUACAACAAUUAGGCUUCUAUAAUGCGAAACGUUUCGCUUAUUCAAUCGAGCAAGUUGUACAUGAAUGGUAUACACUACAGACAAGGUGAAAAUUAGGCACUUGCAACAUUUGGGUAUCUUUACUGUAGACGUUUCGUCAACCAUUGGCUUUAUCAAAGCAAAUUCAAGGACAUAAUUAGAAGACAUUAGAACUAUACAAAAGAUGAGGUAAUCACCUCAGAGACAGUGGAGGUGUAAAUAUGUAAUCAGUCCUUCACCCUCGACGGGGUACUUUUGAGGUGGUCAGCCCUGCAGUCUGGAGAACAGUUCAGCUCCAUAGUCUGUUACAAUAUGAAGCUGAAGUAUGAGUAGCUUUAAAAAUAAGUUAGGGAAGUACACAUCAGUGGGUGUGUGAGUUAAACCUUCUUAGCUUGGGCCAGUAGGCUUGCUUCAGUGCUCAUUCGUUAUGUUUUUAUACCGCCAAAUGUAAGAUGCAGAAAAUCUUGAGGACAGUAGAGGCGGUGCACACUAGUAGAAGCAAGAAUGUGACUGACAGGUACUAUAGCAAGCCGCCUAGUGGCCCAUGCUAAGCAAGUCACUGCUAGUUUAUGUUUUUGUAAUAUAGUUUUACUUUUUAUAUUUUCAUAUAUGUUUAUAUUUAGUUUUUUUUUACUGGCACUUGAGGAAAGAAAGUUGCAGGUAUUCUUUAAAUUUUACACUUUCUUGCCUUUCUUCGAGGUGUGUUGUGAUGAUGGCUGACAACAUUUGUGUGUUGUGGCGAUGUUUGACAACACUUGUGUGUUACUGUGAUGUCUGACAAUACUUUAGUGUUGUGAUGAUGUCUGACAACACUGGAAUGUGCUGUGAUGAUGUCUGACAACACUUGAGCGUUGUGACGAUACUGACAACACUGGAAUGUGUUGUGAUGAUGUUUGACAACACUGGAAUGUGUUGUGAUGAUGUUUGACAACACUGGAAUGUGUUGUGAUGAUGUUUGACAACACUGGAAUGUGUUGUGAUGAUGUUUGACAACACUGGAAUGUGUUGUGAUGAUGUUUGACAACACUGGAAUGUGUUGUGAUGAUGUUUGACAACACUGGAAUGUGUUGUGAUGAUGUUUGACAACACUGGAAUGUGUUGUGAUGAUGUUUGACAACACUUGUGUGUUGUGAUGUUUAACAACACUCGAAUGUGGUGUAUUAAAGUAAAUAAUGUUAAUCAAGCAAAAAUGUUGGUGUGGACCAUAAAAUAUGAACUUAACAAUGUUUCUUGUUUCGUUAAUAAAGGUAACUUUAUGCAAGUUUCUCGGAGUUGAGAUAGUUUCACAUUGGACACUGACUUUCACAUUAUCAAAAUGAGUUAAAUUUUCAUGCCAAUAAAACAAAUGCUUUUUCUUAAACUUUAUUAAAGUUUACCUGUAUUAAAUUCUUUAAUUAUACAAUGUGAAUAUGAGUUAAAAUUUGAAUUAUGGGCAUAAGAUAUCUUAAAACUUAACUCAAUCACUUUAAUAUAAUAUUUUAAUUCCUGCUGUUGUUAGUGUUUCAACAAGUAUAUCAUUUACCUAUGAAAUAAUCAUAGGUAAA